GCAAUUGUUUCUAGGCUUAAUUUCUCAUAAAAUAAAUUUGUGUUGAAAAUGAAUAAUUUAAUGUUUGUGUUCUUCAGAUGGCUGUCUUGCUGAAAUGUUUGCAUCAUGAUAAUCGCACAGAGUCUUACUAUCAAACAAUGCUCGAUGGUUUUGAUAAUUUAUAUCGUCAAUCACACAAAUGGGUCUGGAGACAGACUUACAUCUCACUCUGUCAGGAGAUUGUUGUGGAAGAAUCCAUGGAUAUUGCAGAUUUCAUUGAUAAAGUUGCACCUAAACUCUUUUCUUUGGGUUAUGAUAAAGUGCCAAAUGUCAGACUGUCUCUUGCAAGGUGCAUUACAUCUACAUUGCUCACAAACGGUAUAUAUUCAUUUUUUACUAUCUUAAUUGCAAUGGUCAAGUUGCUAUACUAUACACGACUCCGCAGGAAAAUACAGGGAAUUAUGAGUUUUUCUUUACAAACUGGGAAAAUGCAAGGAAUUUAUUUUUGUUUUCUCAAAAAUGGUUGCCACUCAGCGCAAUCUAAGGGAUAUUUAACAGGGUGCGUAGCGUUUUUUAAAGGUGCUUAUUUUCAAUUUUUUAAAAGCCUUUAAAGGUGCUUGGGUGUU
Parasteatoda tepidariorum (common house spider) is the source of this 605-nucleotide messenger RNA. NCBI's taxonomy places the organism in Eukaryota, Metazoa, Arthropoda, Arachnida, Araneae, Theridiidae. The record is from RefSeq and is a predicted model, not a curated record.